Cyprinodon variegatus (sheepshead minnow) is the source of this 717-nucleotide messenger RNA. Its product is annotated as ES1 protein homolog, mitochondrial-like. The record is from RefSeq and is a predicted model, not a curated record. The transcript is spliced from 4 exons. Bases 6 to 680 code for a protein of 224 amino acids. Lineage: Eukaryota; Metazoa; Chordata; Actinopteri; Cyprinodontiformes; Cyprinodontidae.
UAAUUAUGGUGAAGCGUGUUGCAGUUAUUCUGGCAGGUUGUGGAGUUUACGAUGGUACAGAAAUCCACGAGGCUUCAGCUGUACUCGUCCAUCUGAGUCGUGCUGGAGCUAAAGCCCAAAUGUUUGCUCCAGAUGAGGACCAAAUGCAUGUUGUGAAUCAUUGUGAGGGAAAGCCGACAGAGGAGAAGAGAAACAUUCUGCAGGAAAGCGCCCGUAUCGCCAGGGGCGAUGUGAUGGAUCUGGCCAAGCUGGAUGUCUCAGAGUUUGAUGCUGCCAUCAUUCCAGGGGGGUUUGGUGUAGCUAAGAAUCUUUGUGAUUGGGCUGUGAAGAACAAGAACUUCACCAUCCAGCCUCUCCUGAAGAAACUAAUCGAGGAUUUUCAUAAAGCUGGAAAGCCUCUGGGCAUGUGCUGCAUUUCUCCUGUCCUGGCUGCAAAGCUGCUGCCUGGCUGUGAGCUCACUGUGGGGCAGGACAAAGAGUGUGAAAAGUGGCCGUAUGCUCAGACAGCUGGAGCUAUGAAGGACCUGGGCUGCAAACAUGUGAACAAAGAGGUGGAUGAAGCUCAUGUUGAUGUCAAAAACAAGCUGGUCACCACCUGUGCCUUCAUGUGCAACGCUCCCUUUCACAAGAUCUUUGAUGGAAUCGGCGUUAUGGUUCAAGAAACGCUAAAAAUUGCCUGAAAAGUUUGAUACCCUGUAAACAGUUAAUUUCACUUUG